Molecule: messenger RNA, 576 nt
Organism: Vigna umbellata (rice bean)
Lineage: Eukaryota; Viridiplantae; Streptophyta; Magnoliopsida; Fabales; Fabaceae
Product: rop guanine nucleotide exchange factor 3-like
Molecular function (GO): guanyl-nucleotide exchange factor activity
Source: RefSeq, a predicted model, not a curated record
AUGAAGGAAAGAUUUGCAAAGCUUCUACCGGGAGAAAACAUGUCUGGUAGUGGGAAAGGUGUUUGCAAUACAGUUACAAUCUCAAAUGCCAUUACCAAUGGCUUUGCAACUGUAUUUGGUCAAAGCUUAAAGUUGGAACCACUAAAGUCAGAGAAGAAGGCCAUGUGGAAAAGGGAAAUGAAGGUUCUUUUAUCAGUGUGUGGCUACAUACAAGAAUUUGCUCCAACUGCAUAUUUAAAAGAUGAUGAAAAACAGGCCAUAGAAAUAUUAGCUACUUUUCAGGACACUGAAUUUUGGUGUGCAGAGAACAUACCAGGAAAUUUCAAUUGUGGGGCCUCAUUUCGAAGAAUUGUUCCAAGGAAAGAUGACAAGUGGUGGUUGUCAGUUCCUUGUGUUCUUCCUGGUGGUGUCUCUGAUGUGUCAAGAAAGCACCUGAUAGAGAAAAGAGUCGGUGCUAAUCAAAUUCAUAAGGCGGCAAUGGCAAUAAACAGCAAUGUUCUUGAAGAAAUAGAUAUCCCAGAAACAUAUAUAGAUAAUCUUCCCAAGGUUGGUCUUCAUUCCCGUUGUUUAAGAUAA